AUAGAACUGUUCCGGCCCAACGGAACAUCAGCUGUGCUGCUGGUCACGCUAGGGAAGGUCCUAAAGGCCAUCUUGGUGAUGAGGAGUCUGUUCAUCGACCGCACCAUUGUCCGAGGCUUCAACGAGAACAUCUACUCGGAGGACGGCAAGCUCGAUAUCUGGUCCAAGUCCAACUACCAGGUGUUUCAGAAGGUGACGGACCACGCCACUACAGCUUUGCUGCACUACCAGCUCCCCCAGAUGCCCGAUGUGGUGGUACGCUCCUUCAUGACAUGGUUGAGGAGCUACAUCAAGUUGUUCCAGAGUCCGUGUCAGCGCUGUGGACGCUUCCUGCAGGACGGCCUCCCGCCCACCUGGAGAGACUUCCGCACCCUCGAGGCCUUUCACGAUACCUGCCGGCAGUAACACACACACACACAGUCUCAGCCCUUCCACGAUACCUGCCGGCAAGUAACACACACACAUACCGCUGUAAAUAUGCACACACACUCUCACCCACUUUACACUUAACAAAGAAAAAAAUGGCUUUGCAUCCCUCGGCCCCUCUCCCCCCCCCCCCAUCCACCCAUUGUUUUUGAAGUAUUAAAUAUUUCAUGCUGUGAGUUGGCAGCAUGUGUGUGGAGGGGGGUGUAUGUGAGAGGGAGAUGUAACCCAGAAAAUCAGUGAUUUCAAUUUGCUUCCAAACUCCUCACCUACUUUUGUAAACCCCUGAAACCUCCUGAAAAAAUCCUCUUUUGUAAACUCCUGAAAAAAGUUAUGUUUUGUAAUAUUAAUAAUUUGAAAUAAAGUUGUGAAAUAGUUUAUUAAAACCUG
This is a messenger RNA of Osmerus eperlanus (European smelt), 813 nucleotides long. RefSeq names its product mediator complex subunit 27 (gene med27). Gene Ontology annotation, molecular function: transcription coactivator activity. Gene Ontology annotation, biological process: regulation of transcription by RNA polymerase II. Gene Ontology annotation, cellular component: mediator complex. The transcript is spliced from 5 exons. The record is from RefSeq and is a predicted model, not a curated record. NCBI's taxonomy places the organism in Eukaryota, Metazoa, Chordata, Actinopteri, Osmeriformes, Osmeridae. The annotation marks the transcript as partial.